This is a messenger RNA of Amborella trichopoda, 4575 nucleotides long. Its product is annotated as protein SPA1-RELATED 2. NCBI's taxonomy places the organism in Eukaryota, Viridiplantae, Streptophyta, Magnoliopsida, Amborellales, Amborellaceae. The record is from RefSeq and is a predicted model, not a curated record. Gene Ontology annotation, biological process: protein phosphorylation; photomorphogenesis. Gene Ontology annotation, molecular function: protein binding; protein kinase activity; ATP binding.
GAUGGGGCGCUCAGGUCUUUUAAUGACUAAGAUGGGGGCAUAUCUGGUCCUAUUCCCGUCAAUUCAGAACAAGAAGGGUUAUUAAACACGUAUGAGGUUCCCACAAAUAUCUCUUCACCACCACCACCACCACCACCACCACCACUUCAGGGCUUUGUUUGUACUGAUUAGUCCUCCCGUCGCUCAUGAACACCAAAAAAAUUCAUGAGGUAUUAUCAACCAGAACCAAAAAAUCCCCUCCUAUUUUCUUUUUCCCUCUCUGAACUCAUCUUCCCAUCUAUUUGAACAAAUGCUGAAGAAGAUUACCAUGGUUGUUGCUGCAUUUCUGGUCCUUGAUUCUCAUGGCUGGGGCUUAACAGAAAGUUUGCCCAUCCACACGAUCCUGUGAGUCCCAUAUUGAUCCCAUGGAAGGGCCAGGCGAGGUUAAUGAAACAGUGAGAAAAGCUGCUGAAGCUGCUCCAAACUCUAAGAGAAAACUAACCAAUCAUUCCAUUCAAGAAGAUAACUGUAAUCCUUUAGAACCAACUGCAGUUUUUAUUGCCCCUGGAAAUGAUUGGCCUGAAUCACUUUCUCUCUCAAGGUCAGAUGCAGGCCAUAGAGCACCAGUUUGUUUGCCUGGCUUCCCCAAUGUCUUCUCAGAGGUUUUGGAUGAAAAGACAAUCAAUUCAACGACAUCCAAGCCUCCUGUUGCUUUCAUAAAUCCCUUGACUGGUGGGUCAGGAUCGCCAUGUGUCAGCCCAUGUUCCAUGAAUGAUGAUGGUGCAACUGUUGAAGAGCUGACUCUUACAAACUACAAGGGUUCCCAACUUGGGCCUUUACAUAGUAGGAAAGUUGGUCAAUGGGAAAAUCUCUACUUGAUUGCUGGUGGUUUGGGGAAGGACAAUUCAUGUAAGGUGGGGCCUCCUGCUGUAAACAACUCAAUGGAACAGAACACAAAUGGAGGGAAAGAUCUAAGAAAGAGUACUAUUUCACCUGAGUUUGGGGUUCAUGAGUCUCUAAUGACCCAAAACUACCAAAAGCAAGAUCAUAUUAAUACUGCAGGCAUUUCGGUCAGCAAUGAAAUGUGCUCAACUUCGAGCGACAUGUCAGGGGUAAGAUUACCAGGAUGCGAGAUUAGGACCAAAAUGCUCUCUUCAUCUGGGUUUGCUCGUUUUCUUGUGAAGAAUUCAUUGAAGGAAAAAGGGAUUUCUUAUAGACAUUUUGAAUCAAGGAAUGGAACACAUAAUAUGAAUGGGGGAAAACCUAAUUCAAGAAAUGAUGCCAAUGCCAUCAAAAUCAAUUCGGAUACAUCUCACAGUUUUGCCUCGGAAGCUGAUAGAUUCUCUAAACACAGUGAUUCUGGAGUUGAAGUUGAUAUUCCCUCUCCUAAUAAUGAUGACCAUAAUAGCAUCAGUUUGAGAGAACGGCUCAAGCCAGGCCAACGCAAGAUGAACAAGCUUGAGAGCUUGCAUGUGUUUCAACAAAUACUGGUGAUGGUGGAUGCGGCUCAUUCCAGAGGAGUUGUGCUACGAGAUUUACGACCCUCUUUUUUCAUGGUCUCAUCAUUGAAUCGGGUCAACUAUGUGGGUUCUUAUGUACCCCAAGUUCCUAUGGAGUUUUCAAAACAUGUGGACCAUGAUAAUUCCCAUUUGGAUCCCUAUACUAGAAAGAAAAAGCAAAGACAGUCUCCUCCUACUGCUCAUCAUGGUCAUGAGUUAGGGUACCAAGGUUCCUUGGAUACUAAGAGCAUACAUGAUUACAAUGGUUCUUCUGUGAAACAUCAGAAGCUCAGUGAGCACAUCAAAAGCAUCAGGCAAAUAGCCAUCAAUAGGUUUAAAGCUCAGAAUUCUGGGUGCGAUUUCAGGGAAGAACACAAAGUUUCUGAAGAAUACAAAAUUCAUAAAGGAAUUGAUAUCUCAUGUGGGUCUAACAGAGAUCACCAGGACUUGGACAAGGAAAGGUUGCUUCUGGAGGAAAGGUGGUACUCAAGCCCAGAGGAGUUGUAUGAGAGAACAUUUACAUUCUCAUCAGACAUCUACCGUUUGGGUGUUCUUCUAUUUGAGCUUUUUUCCUUGUUUGAGUCAUGGGAAGCUCUUGUAGCAGCAAUGUCAGAUCUGCGACACCGAAUUCUCCCUCCUAGUUUUCUAUCAGAAAAUCUCAAGGAGGCGGGUUUUUGUCUCUGGCUGCUUCACCCAGAGCCAUGUUCACGUCCAAGGGCAAGGGAAAUUUUGCAGUCUGAACUAAUUUCCGAAGCUCAGGAUAUCCUCUGCAGAAAGGAAUCUUCAUCAUCUAUUGCUGAAGAAGAUGCCAUUUCUGAGGAGUUGUUGCAUUUCGUUGUAACAUUGCAAGAACGGAGACAGGAGCAUGCUGCUAAUCUUGUUGACCAAAUUCAUUGCUUAGAAGAAGAUAUUGAGGAAGUUGAAAGACGGCAUUCAUUGUUGAGAAGCCAUGAGUUACUUCCUCAUAUGUACCAAGAAUCAAACAGGGUAGGUGUCCCUGAUAUAUUUGAGGAAGGAAUACAAGGAGGCUUGCUCUCUGAAAAGUUCCAUCAUAGAGAAUCUUUUCCGCUGGUGAAUUGUUCAGAGGGUUCCAGUUGGGCCCCCAUACUACACCCCAAUGAAGAGAGAAUAAUGAAAAAUAUUGAUCAGAUUGAAAAAGCUUACUUCUCUAUGCGAUCCAAAAUCAAGUUGCCUGAAGCUAAUGCAGCAGCACGCUCUGAUAGAGAUGUCCUCAAGAAUCAUAAUGAGCGCUGCUCAAGACAAACUGACAGUGAUGAAUCCUGCGAGAAUUAUAAGCCUGAUGAUCGUAUUGGUGUCUUUUUUGAUGGUUUGUGCAAGUAUGCCCUCUUCAGUAAAUUCAAAGUGCGUGCUACUCUUAGGAAUGGAGACCUCCUCAAUUCUGCAAAUGUCAUUUGUUCAUUGAGUUUUGACCGGGAUGAAGAAUACUUUGCAUCUGCCGGCGUGUCUAAAAAAAUAAAGAUCUUUGAAUUCGGGUCACUGUUGAAUGACACUGUAGAUUUCCACUACCCUGCAAUUGAAAUGUCAAGCGAGUCAAAGCUCAGUUGUGUCUGUUGGAACAACUACAUCAACAACUACUUGGCAUCAACUGAUUAUGAGGGUGUGGUCCAGUUAUGGGAUGCAAGCACUGGAAAAGGUUUCUUACAGUUCAAAGAACACUUAAAAAGAGCAUGGUCUGCUGAUUUCUCUCAAGCAGAUCCUACUAAGUUAGCCAGUGGAAGUGAUGACUAUUCUGUGAAGCUUUGGAGCAUUAAUGAGGAUAGCAGUACAAGCACAAUCAGGAAUGUGGCUAAUGUGUGCUGCGUUCAGUUCUCUCCUUAUUCCCCCCAUCUUUUGGCCUUUGGGUCUGCUGAUUACAAGGUCUACUGUUAUGAUCUUCGUAGCACAAGAACACCUUGGUGCACAUUGGCUGGACAUGGAAAAGCUGUUAGUUAUGUGAAGUUUGUGGACUCGGUUACACUUGUGUCAUCUUCUACUGAUAAUACGCUUAAGCUUUGGGAUCUUAACAGAACAAGUGCUAGUGGAUUUUCCAACAAUGCUUGCAGCCUAACCUUUAGUGGUCAUACUAAUGAGAAGAACUUUGUGGGCCUCUCUGUUUCGGAUGGAUAUAUAGCAUGUGGAUCGGAGACAAAUGAGGUUUUUGCUUAUUAUAAGUCCCUUCCUAUGCCGGUCACUUCUCACAAGUUUGGCUCCAUUGAUCCUGUAUCGGGGCAAGAAACACAUGACGAGAGUGGACAGUUUGUUUCCAGUGUUUGCUGGAGAGGAAAAUCAAGCAUGGUUGUCGCUGCAAAUUCAAAUGGAAACAUUAAACUUUUGCAGAUGGUGUGAGCAAAACAGAGAAAAGCAAUCAUGCCUACAAGUUUCAAUAAGAACUAGCCUGCUAGCUCUGGAAAUUCCUUUCAGAUGACAACUGUGGAUGGUUUAAAGCUGUUGAAGAUUGCUUGGCUGACCAUUCUGCUUUGAUUUAUCUUGGAAGCUUGAUGUUAUGCAAUCCAUAUGACAAAAAGAUUCGGAUAUGUGGCCAAAUGUAUAUAAAAGUGAGGCCUGAAUAUAUGAUUACCUUUGUGCUUUCGAAGAAACUCGUUUGUCUUAUAUCUGAGUUGCUUAAUUUUUGCUGAUGAUUUCCCAAUUAAUUUUUCUUGAAAAGCUGAUAGCUUGAGAUGGGAUUAGAUGAGAAGGCUCCAAUGAAGAAUAAAAUACAAAAGAGAUGAGCGGCACAAGCAUUUGAUUCUGACAAAGGAGACACCAUGCGAGUGCUGGAAGAGGCAUCCUCAAAACUUGAUGCCCCCAUGGGAGAUGAAUGAGUGGGGUGUCGUCGUUGGAGUCUCUGCGUAUCUCAUAUGGCCAGUUUGUUCAUUUUAGAUAAACACUUGCAAAUGAAGGAGUGAUAUGAUUGUAGGAUUGGUUGAAGCAUGAGAGCUCUCCAAAAAGAAGUGCGAAGAAGCUGCAAUUGAAGGACCCAAAUUGUUAUGCAGAGGAUUUGAGGUUUCAUGAUGUAUUUUCGGUGAGAUAAUAUCAAGAGCUUGUACUCUCUGUUUAAUAUUCAGUAAAUGGAAAAUGGGUCUUCUGUUUGUUCUCA